CAACACGAGCGCCAGUGCCGGGAAAAGCCGAGCGCAGCCAUGUUGAAGGCAGCCUUAGCCCUAUGUCUGCUAUUUGCAGUCUGCUGUGCUGCGCCUUCUACGGCGUCUCGAAGGCUUCUUACACUUGAGGUCGAUGAUCGGAUUUUAGGAGGUGAGGUCGCGAACAUCUCCGAUUACCCGUGGAUGGUCUCAGUAGAGUACUUGGAGGCGCACCGCUGUGGCGGCACCAUCGUCAGCUCCAGCUGGGUGAUGACUGUUGCUUCGUGCAUCUGGGGCACAACCGCCAACAACUUUGCCCUGCGGGUCGGCACUUCCAUUCGAGAGAGCGGCGGCACCGCCUACUCAGCCUCCCAGUUGUUCUGGCACGACGAUUACGUUGCUGCAACAUCAGACUACGACAUUGGUUUCUUCCAGACCACUGAUUCCAUUUCCUUUGAUGACAACGUUCAGGCCAUUCCUUUGGCGACUGAGGAGCUCGAGGCAGGCACUUCCGUGACGGUGAGUGGCUGGGGAAGCCUUCAACCUGGGGCAGACUACCCGGAGCAGCUGCACGCCGUCAACACGACCAUCAUCGACCGCUCUUCGUGCAACGCCACCUACGAAGGCCUCAUUACGGAGAACAUGAUCUGCGCUGGUGAGCCCGAAGGCGGCAAAGACUCUUGCAACGGUGACAAAGGGGGCCCUCUGGUUGCGAACUCCACGCAGUACGGUAUCAUUUCGUGGGGGUACGGUUGUUUUUACCCACCAUAUCCAGGUGUCUACACCAACAUCGUUUCCCUGCGCUCUUGGAUUAAUGAAAAAAUCGGCGUCUAAUUAAUUCUAUGAUAUCUGUAUUCAAAAAGUUGCCUCAUGUAUGCACACACACACAUACAGACGUACACAUCUAUAUAAGACUAAGAUUAGUUUUAGAUGUGCAUCUUCAUCUAUGUCCAAACCUGUUUCUUCUUCUAUAAAAUUAUUCUGCGUGUGAGCGCUCAUCAGGAGAAGUCACAGUGGAGUAGGCAUGAGGUAGACUGAGAGUAGAUUGUGAGUAGGUUUCCUCGACAACGAAAAGGAGAAGUAUAUCAGAAUUGAAUAUAUUAGCAGUAAACUAGUGAAAUGUAAGUCUAAUUUCAAAACCACAUUUCUCAAUUUCCUCUAGAAAUGAGUGUAAAAUAGCAAUUUCUGAUGACUAGAAGUUUCAGUAAUAUUUACAGUUCAGGAAAGGCAUGGAAGUCAUUUAGUGCUAUACCCUUGUCAACACCACGAACAAAGUGUUAACCGAAACAAUAACUCAGCUUCAUGAAGCACCUCUUGUAAGGACAAGACACGUUCAGGAAGGACAUACCUCGGUAUAAAGCCACCUCUUUCAUUAAACCAAUAUGUUUAAAUGGAGAUAAUUUAACAAACAAACUCCUUUAUUGCCUGUAACAUAGGAUAUUAAGAUAUGUACAAAUAUAGAUCACAUGUUCUGCGUUUAAACAGAUGUAUAGAUGUUAUUAAAUUCUUAUUUCGAAUGCAAAGGUCAACAAAAUGCUGCUUUCAUUAUAGAAUUUGAUGUGAAAUACUAAAGAAUAACUGUUCCGACUCAGAAACUGAAUCAUGUCUUUAAAAAAGUAUGUAUUAAAGAGUAAUUUAAGGAGUAAAUAAA
Messenger RNA from Schistocerca gregaria, 1630 nucleotides. RefSeq names its product trypsin-1-like. Lineage: Eukaryota; Metazoa; Arthropoda; Insecta; Orthoptera; Acrididae. Gene Ontology annotation, molecular function: serine-type endopeptidase activity. Gene Ontology annotation, biological process: proteolysis. The coding region runs from base 40 to 813 and encodes 257 amino acids. The transcript is spliced from 2 exons. The record is from RefSeq and is a predicted model, not a curated record.